AUGUUCCAUUUAGCUUCUUCGCUAUAUACCCAAUACACAAAAAGAGAGCAGUACAAUAUUCUAAUACUUGGGCUUGAUAAUGCUGGUAAAACAACAUUUUUAGAGCAUAUUAAGCUCUUGUAUGCCUCCCCUGGGGGUACAGAAAAGGCUGGAAAUUCAGAUAUAGAUACAAAAAUUGCAUUAAAAUCAAAGAGAAUUCUACCCACUGUGGGCCAAAAUACAACUACGGUAAAAUUUGAGGUCUCCGAAGGUUCCAAUUUGUCAUCUUCAUAUAACAACAUCAACUUGAAGUUUUGGGAUUUGGGUGGCCAACAAUCGCUAAGAAGUAUGUGGUCACGAUAUUAUCGCUCGUGCCAUGGAAUUGUAUUUGUGAUUGAUUCUACAGAUACCGCUAGAUUUCAAGAAUGUUAUGACACAUUAAUGGAAAUCACCCAUAAUCCGUCGUGGUCCGAAGAUGACGACACCCACAAUGUUAACGUACCAAUUCUCAUGAUGGCUAAUAAGCAGGACUUGCCAGAGGCUGUAGAUUUGGUUUCGUUAAAAACUGGGGUGUUCAUCCAAUUGGUUUCAGAGCUCGAAGCUACAGACCUGAAACUCUUGCCAGUAUCAGUGUUGGAGAAUCAGGGUCUUCGCGAAAGUUUGGAGUGGUUAAUCACACGCUUGGUAUAUAAUAAGAGCAACAAGAUGCCGGAAUACAAGUAA
Molecule: messenger RNA, 702 nt
Organism: [Candida] anglica
Lineage: Eukaryota; Fungi; Ascomycota; Pichiomycetes; Serinales; Debaryomycetaceae
Source: the annotation of a GenBank genome assembly